Molecule: messenger RNA, 1405 nt
Organism: Dufourea novaeangliae
Lineage: Eukaryota; Metazoa; Arthropoda; Insecta; Hymenoptera; Halictidae
Product: 3-hydroxyisobutyrate dehydrogenase, mitochondrial
Exons: 8
Coding region: 411-1361 (316 amino acids)
Biological process (GO): L-valine catabolic process
Cellular component (GO): mitochondrion
Molecular function (GO): 3-hydroxyisobutyrate dehydrogenase activity; NADP binding; NAD binding
Source: RefSeq, a predicted model, not a curated record
CACACGCGAACGCAAGGUCGGGGAAUAGGUGUUCUCAGCCGGUGUGCCUACGAUUCGACGCAAAUUGUGUAUACAGUGGGUGCUGAACGUGUCCUGUACAAGUGCAAUUAAACAGCUCCGGAACGUCCACGCAGGCUCGAAUGCUCAGGGUGCAGUUUGAUGUCGGAUAAGGACUACGAUAAAGAAGCCUGUGCAAACAGAAUUAUAGCCCCUGGCUGACGGAGCAUACUGUGACCGCUGAUACCGCGUAUUGACUUCGUCGAACGUAUCGAGUAUGAUAUUUUAAAUAAGUUCGCAUCGCCGCGCUGAUCAACAAUUCAUACGACCUUCGAGAUUGCGUGGAUGUUUACCGUGCGUAGAAACGUGGCUCGAGCGAUCGCCAUACUUUUGGGCAGAGCUCUUUAUCUGGGAUGAGCCUUUUUGUGUUGCCCACGACGUUCGUGAAACGUACCUCAACAGGAACAAGAUGCUUCUCACGUGUCGGAUUCGUCGGUUUGGGCAACAUGGGUGGCCACAUGGCGAGAAAUCUAUUGAAGAAGGGCCACCGGUUGACCGUUUUCGACGUUAACGAAACAGCCGUGUCGAAUCUGACGGAGGCAGGUGCAAACGGUGCCGCGAACCCCGCUGAGGUAGCCGAAGUGGCCGAUGUUGUUGUUUCUAUGUUACCGUCCAAUCAACACGUUCUGGAUGUCUAUAAUGGAAGAAACGGUUUAUUAAGUUCAGCGAAACGAAACACUCUUUUAAUUGAAAGUAGCACGACCGGCCCGUUCGUGUCUCAAACAUUGGCGAACGAGACUGAAAAGUGUGGAGUUAGAUUCAUAGACAGCCCAGUGUCUGGAGGUGUAAAUGCAGCCAAAGAUGGCACACUUACGUUUAUGGUUGGAGGAUCCAAGGAGAACUUCGAACUUGCUAAGACUGUUUUAGAGAAAAUGGGAUCCAGGGUGGUUCAUUGCGGGGACAUAGGAAUGGGUCAAGCUGCAAAACUGUGCAACAACAUGCUUUUGGCUAUCAGCAUGAUUGGUACUGCAGAAGCUUUGAACCUUGGACAGAAACUGGGCUUAGAUGCGAAGGUGUUAGCUGACAUCGUGAAUUCUAGCACCGGCAAAUGCUGGUCGUCAGAAUUAUAUAAUCCUGUUCCUGGGAUCCUCGAUAAUGUCCCGAGCUCAAAGAAUUACGAGGGUGGCUUUGGUACAACUUUAAUGGCUAAGGACUUGGGUUUGGCGCAGUCUGCCGCAGCUAAGGUGGAAGCGACCAUUCCCUUGGGCUCUCUCGCCCAUCAGAUCUAUAGAGCGAUUAUAGCGCAAGGAUUUUCGAAAAAAGACUUCAGUUUUGUUUAUCAGUUCUUGAAAGGACAGGAGUGAUGUUACAGAAAGAAUUUUUUUAUUAAAGAUUUUUUUGUACAGAA